AUGGGAGCAGGAUUAGCCGCUUUAAAUUAUUUGUCUGCGGAGCUAAAUGUGUUCUCUAAUGACGGCUGGGUUUGGGAUAGUAGUCUGGGAAGCUCAAAUAAACGACACUUUGACGGAUUUCCCCGAGAUUUUAUUGGUCAAAGGCAGAUAUCGAAGAACGGGUAUGCAAUUAAUGCAACUAGCCUUCAUAUGUUGCUACAAUCUUUAAUAGGCGAGCAUGCUGGGAGAACCGUACAUCACAUAUCGCAGCACUCAGCUUUGUAUUCAAACUGGAAUGGAACGUGGGAGCAUAGUGGAUAUCAGAUGAUAAUUAAACAUCCUUCUGUCAAAAUAUCAGUAAUUGCCGACACAACUGCGGUCGAACUGGCGUUGAGCCUAUUAGGCAACUGUACUUUAGGCUCGUAUUGCUCAACUGGUUUAGAAGUUAAUAGCAACAACACUACUUUGCCACAAAGCGAGACAGCAGUGGUUCUUGGUUUAGCUAUACGGAUUGGGGUGAAAAUGGUGGUUAUGCCAGUGAUUUAUAUAAUUGGGAUGAGCUUAAAAAUUAUGCAGUUGUCACCGAGGACGACGACGACGAUGGACAGGUUGUUCAGAUACAAUCAUGUACACCAUCGACUGAAUGUUACGGGUAUUAUAGCAAGAAAUGUUUUCUGA
Priceomyces carsonii is the source of this 657-nucleotide messenger RNA. RefSeq lists its product as uncharacterized. Bases 1 to 657 code for a protein of 218 amino acids. The record is from RefSeq and is a predicted model, not a curated record. The transcript has a single exon. NCBI's taxonomy places the organism in Eukaryota, Fungi, Ascomycota, Pichiomycetes, Serinales, Debaryomycetaceae.